AUGUGGAGCAAAAAAUAUCUCAGCGCUGAUCAUCUUGCGGGUUUUGAUAAAUAUAAGUACACAUGUGUAGACACAAGUUGGUUCAGUAGUUACAUAAUGCACCCUUUCUGGAAUUGGAUUGUUAAGUUUGUGCCACCAUAUGUUGCUCCAAAUCUUAUCACCUUUUCUGGUUUUAUGCUUACCGUCUUUAACUAUAUCCUGAUUGGAUAUUACGAUUAUUAUUUUCAUGUGGCAAAUGGAACAGAAGGCUAUGUGAUUCCACGAUGGGUUUUAAUCGUAGCUGGUAUAAAUGUAUUUGUUGCUUAUACCCUAGAUGGUAUAGAUGGGAAGCAAGCAAGAAAAACAGGAACAUCGACACCACUGGGUGAAUUAUUUGACCAUGGACUGGAUUCAUAUUCAAGUAUCUUUAUCAUGAUAUAUUUAUUUAGUCUUUUUGGCACAAAUGAUUUACCGGCUGUGAGGAUGCAUUUUAUAACUUACUGUGUUUACUUAAAUUUUUAUCUCACGCACUUUGAAAAAUACAAUACGAAUGUUCUGUUUCUUCCGUAUGCAUAUGAUUACGUUAUGUGGUCAUGUUCAUUCACAUUACUCAUUGCUGGCAUUUUUGGACCAAAAUUAUUUGUGACACCAAUUUUUGGCAUAACGCCAACGGUUUAUGUGGAAUUAAUAAUGUAUGUAUCUGGAUCAUUGACAAGUCAUCCGGUGAUAGCAUGGAAUAUUUACAAGUAUGAUAUGAAAUAUAAAUUAUUAUCAACAUUUUUUGGAUAUCCCCUUAAACUUAUGCAACAAUUUAUUUGUAGGUCAUAUCGUGAUAAAACUGGGAAGAUGAGGCCAAUGAUUGAAUUAUUCCGUCCACUUUAUCCAGUUUUUGGACUUUUUGCUGUAUCUACAAUUUGGUUGUUCCUCUCGCCUAAUGAUAUUAUGGCUGUGGAUCCUAGAAUGUUUAUUAUGGUGACUGGAACAAUAUUCUCUAAUAUUAGUUGUCGUUUGAUUGUAGCACAAAUGAGUGAUACACGAACAGAUGGCUGGAAUUCCCAAUUGUGGAUUUAUCUCUUCGCCGUUCUCAUCUGCAUUUUCCCAUUUCCACUUUUCGGAUAUCAACGACUGACACUUGUUGUUGAAAAGUACAUUCUCUAUACAUUAGUUGGUAUUUUAAGCAUACAGCAUUUUCAUUAUGGCUAUAGUGUUGUUAGCGAAAUGUGUCAGCAUUUUGGCAUCAAAUGUUUCACGAUUAAGCCAAAGCAGUCAGCUAGAGAUAAAAAUGGUGAAGCUAUGCAAUUCGUGUGA
Chironomus riparius is the source of this 1287-nucleotide messenger RNA. The record is from the annotation of a GenBank genome assembly. Lineage: Eukaryota; Metazoa; Arthropoda; Insecta; Diptera; Chironomidae.